Molecule: messenger RNA, 968 nt
Organism: Physella acuta
Lineage: Eukaryota; Metazoa; Mollusca; Gastropoda; Physidae
Source: RefSeq, a predicted model, not a curated record
UGUGUGCUGUCGAUGGUUCGUGUGAACAGUUCAGUGGUGUGUGUAUCCACGGUUGUGGGAAGGGUUACUAUGGAGACAACUGUACACAGGCCUGCGACAAGUGUAUAGACCAACUCUGCGACCAGAGGAGCGGAAACUGCACGCUGGGGUGUGUACCACAUUAUGGCGGACCCACCUGUGAUAUUUCCUGCGACAGGUGUUGGAACACGACCACCUGCGGCAGGGACGACGGUCAGUGCUGGUCCGGAUGUCAGCCAGGGUUUAGAGGGGUCAACUGUAAGGACAGGUGUGAGAAUUGUGGAGGAGAUCACACCUGUAACCAAUUUACUGGGCAUUGUUCUCACGGCUGUGCUGCAGGAUUUAUUGCCCCUGAUUGUAAAGUACAGGAGCGACGCAGCUCUCUCAUGCUCACCAUUCUGUUGAUACUGAUGGUACUAGUGGUGCUGCUGGCGUUUCCCGUCUGGUACCUGUUGAUCAUUCGGCCUAUCAGAGAGACGUGUCGGCAGCGGGACGACGAGUACGUUGCCACACCAUCUCCAACCUUGAUAGAAGACAACAGCAAAUCGUCAGCAAGAGUAACGGAUUCCGGUCUGACCCACACCACCGACGUCAGUUACACCACCGACACCACCCAAACGACGGACGCCACCACCACCACUGCCAGCUCCGCCAGCGACAGCGCGUCUGCGCGGAGUAACAAAGACGCCGAGUCGAGCGUCGAUGACGUGAGCAGAGUGACGCCGGAGAAAUCCGAAAAGUCGUCAAGCAGUAUGCGCAGCACGCUAGUGGACAAAAAAACCGAACGCAAGACAGUCAAGUUUAGUUCGUCUAUUGAAAGUUGAUCCAGUAUCUCGUACCGGAAACAAACCAAUCAAGUUUUGCGUAAAAAAAACUAGCUAGUGACAUAUAACUAGUUUGUAUUGUUUAAAAUUGUAUUGUUUAUAUUACCGGUCACUCAUUUUGACCAA